GCUUAGGGAGUGCUGUCACGGCGUGUGUGGGGCAGGGAGGCUCCUGAGGACCGGGCUGGCCAGACCUUUCCGUCGGCGGGUGCCGAGCCGGGAUCGCCGCCAUGAGCAAGAUCUCCAAGUUCUUCAAGGGGGGCGGCUCGGCCGCCUCCAAGGGCCGCGGGGGUCCCUCGCCGCAGGAGGCGCUGGCCCGGCUGCGAGAGACGGAGGAGAUGCUCAGCAAGAAGCAGGAGUACCUGGAGACGCGGAUCGAGCGGGAGCUGGCGGUAGCCCGGCAGCACGGCACCAAGAAUAAGCGAGCUGCCUUACAAGCACUGAAGAGAAAAAAGAGAUAUGAGAAACAGCUGAAUCAAAUUGAUGGGACACUUUCGACCAUUGAGUUCCAGAGAGAGGCAUUGGAAAAUUCCCACACCAACACAGAAGUGCUCAAGAAUAUGGGUUAUGCUGCACAGGCUAUGAAAAAAGUACACGAAAAUAUGGAUUUGAACAAAAUUGAUGAUUUGAUGCAAGAUAUCACUGAACAGCAAGAUGUUGCCCAGGAAAUUUCAGAUGCUAUCUCAAACCGAGCCACCUUUGCUGAUGAGUUUGAUGAGGAUGAGUUGAUGGCAGAACUGGAAGAACUGGAGCAAGAAGAACUGAACAAGGGAAUGAGAGAUGUCAGGUUGCCAAGUGUUCCGUCCACAUCGCUGCCUUCUCGCCCUGCAUCGACCAGGAAAAGAGCAGAGGAUGAAGAUGAAAUGAAGAAACUGGCUGCCUGGGCUUCAUAAGAGCAUGGUCUUUUUAUAACACCAAACAUUAUAGUGCAGGAUGUGAAGAGCUGUACUGCUGUUUUAUAACCGCACUGAUUUAGUGUGGUUCCAUUUCAUACAGGCUGGGGUUUUUUAUGGCACAUCUUGCUGAGACUAGUGUUACUGCCAUAUUACAAAACUAGCUUAAAAAUCAACAAACAGAAGACUUGAGUAGUGUCUAAACCUUCAGGCAUCAUAUUUUUUCAGCCUCGUCAAGGGAUUUGUUUUAUUGUUAGUAUCAGUUUUUAAUAGGUACUAUCUUACCAUAUCUGUUGGUUUGUAAAACCCGUGUGCCUCACUUAUGCUCAAAGCUGGAUUCACUUUUGAAAUGAGAAAGUAAGUAAGUCAUCAGGGCCCUAUAACUAGAGGGUUAUUUGGUUCAGACUAUUUGAAUAUGAACAAAACAGCUUAAUACAUGUCCUCAUUUGCAAGUUCUUUGAGCCCAAGGACUAAUAACUAUUCAUUUGGGCAUGAAGAUUCAAACAGCCUGCCUGGAGCAACUUAUGGUGUCUUAGAUAUUAAGAGGAAGCUCUUCUGUAGCCCUAUUGAAGUGGGAUCUGUUAUUUGUUUUGUUUCAACUGCCCAAAAUGUCCCAUGCACUUCUAUAGGUCAGCUUGAAUUGUAUUUUGGGCUAUUUCUGGCUAGGUUACAGAAUUAGUGAUCGAGGAAAGCAAAAUGUCUAGGUUCUUACGGAUUCCUGCCAAACACUACUGAUUUUCAUUAUUCCUGUCAAAAAUGGAAGAGAUUUGACAUUCCUAUGUUCUCCUCUACCUUGUCUUUCUAGAAUAAGUCUUUACUUUGUAUGAUAUUACUUAUCCUCAUUGAAGGAAUUAGCAACAUAUACUUAAUACCAUUUCAAAAUAGUUUUGAUUUCUGAGCAUCUGGUUCUUUUCUCUUACUCAGUUUGUGAACAGAAAUAAUAACCAUUGUGUGUUGCAUUUUCAGUGCCUUUUAAAACCCUGGUUAAAAGCUGAUUCUGGGUUGCUUGUAAAGUUGAUGUAUUACUGUCUAACUGACAGCAUUUUAGCCUAAGGAACAAAUGCCACUUUUGAGUGCUAAACUACUGCAUAUAUGGAGAAAUUUCUGGUCAAAUACAACCCCAAAAUUAAAUAGGCUGCUUUGUACUAACAAACUAUUAAAUAAAUCUUAAGCUGUAUGCUAGUAGCCUGCUGUCAAUCAUAAGGAAAUAGUAAAACACUGUGGAGUUCUUAGGGGUGUAGGAAGCAGAGUCCUUGAUCUAGGUCUCUUGUUUUCAAAUGAAUUUAAAUUUAGUGAUGACUGAACCACCUGGGGAAUAGUGGUGGACUUGUUUUCUGUAGAUCUUCAGCAACAGAAGACUGACCCCUUCUCCUGUUAGCCUGUGAUGUGCUGGGUGGUCAGCUUCAACAGGCUUCAGUUUAGUGGAUUUUAGGUUAAGUAUAAGCAAAUAUGUAUUUCUAGAAAUGGCCUGCUCAGAGCCUUUUAAGUUGAGCCCCAUGGAUGAAACCCAAAAUGUAUAAACCAUGGGAAGAGAUUGACUUUUUCAGAAUUUUCAUUCUCUGUGAAAGAAUUGCUUUUGGAUUGUAUAUGUAUGAGAGCUGAAUCAAGCCUUGCCACUUUGGAUAGUUUUCUUACUGGAAAAAACUGGGUAUGCUAAUUCUGUCCUAAAAUUUGGAGGUACCAGGAAAAUUGUCCUUUUUUGCUGAGAGUAGAAAUAAUCUGGAAUUAUUUAAUUUUCGUUUUAAAUACAAAAUAAAACAUUUAAAAAAAUAAGAAAGAAAGAAAAAAAAAAAAAAAAAAGACAGCUGCCUUACAUUUAAAAAGACAUUUUGAACUCUCAAGGAGUAGGAAACCAAAUACUGACAAAACACUACUUGGUUUUAAUGCUUUCUGAAAUUCAGCAUGAGAUGCUAGCUGAAAGCAGGAAUAUGUAGUAAAAUAGCAAAUAUUCUAAGUUAUUUCCAAUCCACUUGCUAACCCUUCUGGCUUGAAACCUGUGUUCAAGGUGUGCAGUUUAUACAGGUCUCUGAAUAGAGUACAGACCAUAUUAGCACACACUGGGUGUGUGACUGCAAGGCUGGCAGUGUGCUUGUGGACACUUCUGGUAUUUCUAAAUACGAGGCCAUGCCAGCAUAGUCCCAUAGUUCGGAAAAGCUGGCUUCCAGCCUCUGUUCUUGGUUGAAUUAGUAGUUUAACAAUGCUUGGCUCUUAUGUAGCCCUUGGCAUAUUUGAAGUGCUCUACAACCUAACGGGUCUCUAAGCUUCCAUUUUGAAACUAAAGUGACUUUCAGUCUGCGUUGGAAAAUGUGAGCCUGAGGUUUUAGAAUUGGGACUUUUCAUGUGAACACCCCUCACUGGAGACAAAAACAAAAUCCUGUAGUGAAGAUCUCCUUUGCAAACCAGCUUUUGACUGCUGAUCUCCAGCAAUGUUUUGACCAAGUGUUAAUCCUGAAAAAGCUUCAGGUUUAUGUUCAGCUUAUUACUCUCAGACCAAGCACUUUAAAAACUAAAUUUUUGAAAGGUGAAGAAAUGAAACUGAAUAUUCAGGUGAGCUGCUCUGAAAGCUUAUGUACAGUCUGAAAGACAGACUCAUGUACCAGUUCACAGGUGUCAUGGGUUAGGCCAGGAUGUGAGGUUGGUGAAACACGCAGAAACAUUGUAGUGUUCUACAGAAACCAAAACACACCGUAGACCUCCAUAACUGGAGUGUUUGUAGCCAUAUUUUUUGGGACACAAGUUUUCUUCAAGGGCAAAGGGGUUGUAGGGAUUUAAUUCAUCUGAGGGAGUGGCUCUUUCCUGUGUAAAUUCAGAUAACAGUAGGACAAAUGGCUCUUUCUUUUUUGAACAUAUGCCUGUCUCCGUGCCGAGAUGUUAUUUGUUUAGUAUGUAAGCAAUCAAGAGGGGAAUAUUGUCAACGUGUUAUUGUAAAUGUACCCUAUUGACUGGAACAUAUUUUACAGGACUGUGGCAGUAGACGGUGUACUAUAACUGACUUCCUUUCUUGUUGCUUAUUUAUGCUGAGAUUGUUUUUUUCUCCUAACAGGCUUAGACAUUUUUAACUUAAAAAGGGGGAAAAUAUAUUAAUAAAAAGUAAAACCAAUUCAUAUAUGUAUAUACAUAUAUAUAUACACACUGUAAAUAAAUAU
Messenger RNA from Hirundo rustica (Barn swallow), 3910 nucleotides. RefSeq names its product charged multivesicular body protein 4C (gene CHMP4C). Gene Ontology annotation, cellular component: multivesicular body; cytoplasmic side of plasma membrane; ESCRT III complex. The transcript has 5 exons. Gene Ontology annotation, biological process: vesicle budding from membrane; late endosome to vacuole transport via multivesicular body sorting pathway. The coding region runs from base 102 to 764 and encodes 220 amino acids. The record is from RefSeq and is a predicted model, not a curated record. NCBI's taxonomy places the organism in Eukaryota, Metazoa, Chordata, Aves, Passeriformes, Hirundinidae.